AUGCCCUCCGCGCCCUCCGCACGUUCGUGCCCUCCGCGCCCUCCGCACGUUAGUACCCUCCGCGCCCUCCACGCCCUCACCGCGCGCCUAGCCCGGCCCCUCCCACUGUCGCGCCCUCCCCCUGCCCGUCGCGCCCUCCCCCCUGACCGUCGCGACCUCCCCCUGCCCGUCGCGCCCUCCCCCUGCCCGUCGCGCCCUCCCCCUCCCCGUCGCGUCGCCACCCCUCCCCUUCCCCUCCCCGUCGCGUCGCCUCCCCUCCUCCUGCCCGUCGCGUUCGCCUCCCCUCCUCCUGCUCGUCGCGUCGCCUCCCUUCCCCCUGCCCGUCGCGUCGCCUCCCUUCCCCCUGCCCGUCGCGUCGCCUCCCCUUCCCCUCCCCGUCGCGUCGCCUCCCCUCCUCCUGCCCGUCGCGUUCGCCUCCCCUCCUCCUGCCCGUCGCGUCGCCUCCCUUCCCCCUGGCCGUCGCGUCGCCUCCCCUCCUCCUGCCCGUCGCGUCGCCUCCCCUCCUCCUGCCCGUCGCGUUCGCCUCCCCUUCCCCUGCCCGUCGAGUCGCCUCCCUUCCCCCUGCCCGUCGCAUCCUCCUCCCGCCCAUUUUCACCGUCGCAUUCGGCCUCCCCGCCCCUCUCUCACUGUUCAUCACCUUAG
Closterium sp. Naga37s-1 is the source of this 642-nucleotide messenger RNA. Lineage: Eukaryota; Viridiplantae; Streptophyta; Zygnematophyceae; Desmidiales; Closteriaceae. The record is from the annotation of a GenBank genome assembly.